AUGACCAAACAAAUCAGUAAGUCAACACAAUACAAACCCUCGAAAUCAACAUUAGUGAGCGCUAAACUUUUUUCCAUGAACCGUACGGAGAGCACCAGGUUAUUAGAUCGUGCCUGGUCAGUUUUAGAAUCAGGUAGCGAUGGAUAUGUGUAUGCGAAGGAUAUCCCGGAGAUAAUUUCUUUCAUUGACAGAGAAUUGCCAUCGAAGUUGACCACCCAAUCCAAUGACAAGGUGAUAGAAUCAUGGGUCAAUAACGAUCCAAUGAAAACGUUGUCGAAAGAACAGUUUUUAGAGGCUUUUUCGAUGCUCGUUGGAACCUCUUUCGACACAGCGGUGCAAAUUGCGAUGCAAUCUGAUAUUCUUACACCAACAAGACGCGGGGCAUCAUUGUUUGGUAGUUAUAGAAGAUCUUCCAAUGAUUUAGAGCAAGUGUUACCAGCUGAACAAAUUAAAGCGUUGAAGCGGGAGCUGCAGGAAUGGAAGGAUAAGUAUACCUUUUUGGAACAUGAAUUCCAGUUCUUUUUGUCACAAGAGAAGAAAAAUCCAGAAGUAAUUGAUAAUACUAAACAUGAGUUCAUUAUAAGCGAGUUGAAUAGGAAGUUAAGAGAGCAAGAUGAAGCGAUAGAAGAUCUCAAGAGUCAGUUGGACUAUGGACUUGUUCCUGAACUUAAAGAUAAAACUAACUGGAUAAAAGCUUUACAGCGAAAGGCAUAUAAUUAUCUUUUGCCUAAAAUACUCAUAUGUCUACUAUUGUUACUAUUAUACUACUGCCUCGCAGCAAAAAUAUUAUUCACAAAAUCUUCCAGCACAGAUGAUGUUCCCUCGUUUAUAAGACAGCAAUCAUGGUGGGAGAGGAAUAAGAUUUUGAGUAGGAUCCAAUGGUAUUUUAAAGAUAGAAUAGAGAAUAACGUUGUCAGAAACUCAUCUGAGGUGAUACAAAAUUACAAUUCAGUGUUCGGAAUACACUAA
Kluyveromyces lactis is the source of this 969-nucleotide messenger RNA. RefSeq names its product Mps2p (gene MPS2). The record is from RefSeq and is a predicted model, not a curated record. Bases 1 to 969 code for a protein of 322 amino acids. Gene Ontology annotation, biological process: protein localization to spindle pole body; spindle pole body duplication. NCBI's taxonomy places the organism in Eukaryota, Fungi, Ascomycota, Saccharomycetes, Saccharomycetales, Saccharomycetaceae. The transcript has a single exon.